UGGUUAUGAUACCGCGGAAACAAUAAAUAAUAUUGCAGGGAAAUACCAUGUGCCGAGUCGGUGAAGCCAUGGGGUUUAUUACAUGUCAUGCCUGCAGCCUUCGCACACUGCACCCUACGUAACAAGGUCACAAUGUUUGACAUGAUAGGUCGUCUAAAACAUGAUCUUGCGGUCAACAUUGGUAUAAAGGACAUGCUCCUUUCGAUGGGGUGAUUUCCAGAGCAAGUGAAACUUGUGAUACUAUCUUGACUGAAAUACCUUGACUACUAGUGUAUUCAUAUUCCCCAUCCGUCCUCAUCAAGCGGCCAUCUUUGCCAUGUCUCCUCAACCAGACUUGGAUACAUCAAUUGAAGACAGGAGGAUAUAUGGUUUUGGUCCAGACUAUCGCCUGCCUUAUUCAUGUCCUUGCUGUCUCGGGACUUCACGACUGGUGAAGCAGUGCGAGCCCUGUGAUGGCACAGGGUUGGUGUGGGACUCUCAUUCAGAUAGCGCUUACGAAGGUCAGGAUGGGAGACAGACGGCCCCUGGCGGACCAUCUACAGGGAACUCUUCUCUAUCAUCCUGCGGUCAAAGGGGUUGAAGGCUCCCUGGGACAGCUUCUCCUUCUGGCACCACCUAAUAUAGUAUAGACGGAGCAAGAUAUCGGCACAGAGGUAACGGGGCAUGGAGCAAUAACCUUCUAAGUCUUGCGAGGUUUGGUAUUACGGUUACGACCUGUCUGUUGUAGAUACAUAAUAAAAAGUUUCCAGC
Messenger RNA from Durotheca rogersii, 750 nucleotides. RefSeq lists its product as uncharacterized. Lineage: Eukaryota; Fungi; Ascomycota; Sordariomycetes; Xylariales; Xylariaceae. The record is from RefSeq and is a predicted model, not a curated record. The transcript has 2 exons. The coding region runs from base 317 to 580 and encodes 87 amino acids.